AUGUCCGCGACGGAGGGCGUGGGCCAUGGAGUAGACGACCUAUUCGCCGACGACGUCGACGUCGAGCAGGCUCGCGAGGUGUCCCCGGCAGCCGAAUCCAGUGCGGGCGAUGGCUCUGAGCACGAGGACCCCGCGUCUAAAGCGGCACUCGAGUACCUGGAGGAUGACGAGGGCGUGCCGCCGCCCACCGUGCAGGAGCAGACUGCAUGGAUCAAUUUGCCGCAGCUGCCGUUGCGCCGCACCAAAGAGACGAUGCUUGCGCGCCUGCCCAACUUUGUGCGCUACUGUGACCGGCCUUUUGACACGGCGACAUGGGACGAAGACGAGGAGGAUGCGCUGCUGGGCAGCGAGAACAGGCUGGGAGACAAGGACGCCCGCAGUAUCCUUCGCACCAUGUCCACGGUGCGCUGGCGCUGGCGCCAGAGCGGGGACGGGCGGACGCCCCAGAGCAACACGCGAAUUGUGCGCUGGAGCGACGGCUCCGAGUCGCUGCAGAUCGGCUCAGAGUUCCUCGACAUGUCGCGCCACGCAGAGCCGAACGUGCAGGGUGUGCCUCUUUCCUACCUAUUUGUGCCGCACCCGCGGGAGGGUGUCCUGGAGGCCGAGUGCGCCGUGCGCACGUCGCUCUCGUUCAAGCCUAGUCUGCACUCGGACACGCACCAAAAGAUCGCGAGCGCGAUCCGCCACCAGCGUGGUGCGCGCGUUGUUGCGACGUCCGAGACCUUUGGCGCCCUGGAUCCUGAGCGCGAGAAGGAGCGCAUCGAGCGCGCUCUUAAGGACUCGGAGAAGAAGCGGCACCGCGAGCGUAUGAAGCAACUGCGCGCGUCCAACGACUAUGACAUGGAUCUUGACCUGAACAUGCGCCGCAGCGGCUCGCGCCACCGCGUCUCACGCACGUCCAUGACCGAGUGGUCUGACGACGAGGACGAGGCGCCUGGCGCGACUCACGACGAUGUCGACGAGGCGGACGAUGGCUUUAUCGUUCACGACGAGGAAGAGGACGAGGAUGCCGAAGCAUCGGACGACGACAUGGACCGUCUUGAGCGCUCCAUCGAGGCGCAGGAACGCAAGCGCCGCAGCGAGCAGGACGAGUCGGCGGCCACGCACGCACCAUCGGACGAUGAGGAUGCCUAA
Messenger RNA from Malassezia sympodialis ATCC 42132, 1134 nucleotides. RefSeq lists its product as uncharacterized. Gene Ontology annotation, cellular component: nucleus; Cdc73/Paf1 complex. NCBI's taxonomy places the organism in Eukaryota, Fungi, Basidiomycota, Malasseziomycetes, Malasseziales, Malasseziaceae. Gene Ontology annotation, biological process: positive regulation of transcription elongation by RNA polymerase II; transcription elongation by RNA polymerase II. Gene Ontology annotation, molecular function: RNA polymerase II C-terminal domain phosphoserine binding. The record is from RefSeq and is a predicted model, not a curated record. Bases 1 to 1134 code for a protein of 377 amino acids. The transcript is spliced from 2 exons.